Molecule: messenger RNA, 2725 nt
Organism: Cuscuta epithymum
Lineage: Eukaryota; Viridiplantae; Streptophyta; Magnoliopsida; Solanales; Convolvulaceae
Source: the annotation of a GenBank genome assembly
GUUUUUACGUAAUACUCGUACUUACGUAAUUAGGAAGCAGAGUUACGUUUUAGAAAGCAUCCUUUUAGGAAGGAUUUUUUUAGGAUGCGUCUUUUUUAAGGAAGAUUGAUAAUAAUAGCUCAAAUGAUUUCGACGCCUGAAUCAAUGGCUUCCCUGGCGAUUCAGAGAUCCCCGGUUGAUCUCGACACCUGAAUCAAACGGAGCAUCACCCACCGCUUCUUCUCCCCUCCAAUGUCUCUCCAAUCUCAAGGAUAGAUCACUGAUUGCAACGACCCCGUGUGCCGCCGGCAUAACUCCCGCUCCAUCCACCGCAGCAACUCCGGCGUUACUAUCCCCUUCACCUGCAUCACCUUUUGACUCGUUAGCAUCCGACCAAAUCUUCUCCGCAUUCCUAUCACCUGGUUUUGAUUCGGGCUGCUUCUCCCCUACCGCUCUCUCGUCCGGAUCCACCACAUCCCGCAUUGAGAAGCUCCAGGAAGGCUAGUAGGAACACAUAAUUUUGAGGCUUACGCCUCGGGAGGCUAUCACCGAACGCCUUGAGACCUACUCUGACAAUGGUGUUGGUGUCCCGCACUUCAAAUCACUGCAACGUCUCUACUACACCAACAACAGAUGAAGAUGAACAUACCAGUAAUUUGAAGAAGGAGCUGGCCAAAUUGUUUGGUGUUUCACUUUGCCAAACGUUACUGCCGCUACAUACUGCGUUCACUAUUGAGCCACAGAUUAAGUUGUCCAAGCCAAUGUUUGGUGAUUACAAGUGUGAAAUUGCCAACGUUAUCUUCGCUGAACUGAAAGGAGAAUGUCGCCAUUAUCAGAACCCUCUAGCUUUGGGAGAGGCCAUCAAGAGAAAUCUUCCCUUUUCUGAAAUCUUAGAGUCAUCCUCAGUCGCUGCAAAUGGGUUUGUGAAUGUUGUUUUGUCAAAGAAAUGGAUGGCUGAGAACAUUCAAAGGAUGCUUGCCAAUGGCAUUGAAACUUGGGCACCUAUGCUUUCAAUCAAAAGGGUGCUUGUAGAUUUUUCAUCUCCCAAUAUUGCAAAAGAAUUGCAUGUUGGCCAUUUAAGAUCCACCAUAAUUGGUGACACAAUAGCUCGUAUGCUAGAGUUUUCGAACGUUGAAGUUCUUCGUAGAAAUCAUGUUGGUGACUGGGGGACACAGUUUGGUAUGUUGAUUGAAUAUCUCUUUGAAAUGUAUCCAAAUAUUGAAGAUGUUAAAGAAAUUGCCAUUGGUGAUCUUCAGGCAUUCUAUAAGGCGUCACAACAGAGGUUUGUCGAUCCUGAGUUUAAGGAGAGAGCACAAAAGGCAGUGGUUCGACUCCAGGGGGGAGAACCAAAGUACCGCCAGGCAUGGACACAGAUUUGUAAUAUCAGCAGGAAGGAGUUUGAUAUGGUGUAUCAACGCCUUGGUGUUCAGCUAGAGGAAAAGGGAGAAAGCUUUUACAAUCCAUAUAUUCCCCGGAUUAUAGAAGAAUUUACCCAAAAAGGGUUAGUCAAAGAAAGUAAAGGAGCUCUUGUCAUUUCCAUUGAAGGCCAUGGCAAUUUUAUUGUUGUGAAGAGUGAUGGAGGUUACAAUUAUGCUUCUACUGAUCUAGCUGCUCUUUGGUAUCGCUUGAAUGAGGAGAAAGCUGAUUGGAUUAUUUAUGUCACAGAUUCUUCCCAAGAGUCACAUUUCACAAAAGUUUUUAAAGCUGCCAAAUAUGCAGGCUGGCUCCCAUCUGCCGAUAAUUUGUACCCCAAAGUUACUCAUGUUGGUUUUGGCGUAUAUAAAGGGGACAAUGGAAAGCGUAUGAAGACUCGUUCGACUGAUGUCACUCUAUUAGCUGAUGUUCUUGAUGAGGCCAAGAAGCGUUGUAAAAGUGCACUUAUUGAGCGUGGUAAAGCUGUCGAGUGGACUGAUGAUCAGCUAGAUAAAACGGCUGAAGCAGUUGGCUAUGCUGCUGUUAAGUAUGCUGACCUAAAAGAUAACAGAAAGACAGACCAUAUAUAUAACUUUGAUAAGAUGCUUAAUGAUAAGGGUGAUACUGCUGUUUACCUGCUGUAUGCGCAUGCUCGUAUAUGUUCAAUCAUCAUUAAAUCUGGUAGAGACGUAGAGGAAUUGAAGAAGAAGGACACUCUAGUUUUGGAUCAUACUGAUGAACGCGCCUUGGGGCUUCAUAUACUACGAUUUUCGGAGACUGUUGAAGAGGCAUGCAUGGACUUGUUCCCUAAUGUUCUAUGUCACUACGUCUAUAACUUAGCUAACUACUUCUCCAGAUUUUACUCGAAUUGUCAGGUGGUUGGGUCGGCACAGGAAGCAAGCAGACUAUUGCUUUGUGAAGCAACGGCUGUGGUGAUGAGGAAGUGUUUUUUCUUCCUUGGGAUUGUUCCUGUUGAUCAGCUAUGAUGUGUCGAUGACAUUGUUACCAAUAUAUCCUCUUUUUUACUUCAUUUUUGCAUUGAAAAUGUAUCCGACUUUGAUGGCAGGGCCGUUUGGUUAGUCUCCCACUUCAUUUUUUACAUUGAAACUUGGAGUGAUUUAAACUUUUCUUGUUUUAGGUAAGUUUAAGGUUUAAUAAAUGUUUGAUUAUUAUAGUUUGAUUACUACUUUCAUUAUGUCUUCCAACUGGUAGAUAAAAGUUCUCACUCUUGUGAAGAUGGGUUACGGAUACCUCUCGAUAAAAUUGUUUUGUUAUGCUUGUAGAUUAAAUUGUUUGAAGCUUUUCUAAAGAGAAAUUUACAUGUAUUUUGGUA